Molecule: messenger RNA, 438 nt
Organism: Vitis riparia (riverbank grape)
Lineage: Eukaryota; Viridiplantae; Streptophyta; Magnoliopsida; Vitales; Vitaceae
Exons: 1
Coding region: 1-438 (145 amino acids)
Source: RefSeq, a predicted model, not a curated record
AUGGCUUUUGCAAUAAGAAUUGUGAGUCAACACAUGCAUGCUCUUUACAAAGAAUAUAUGGAAGCCAUGUAUAGAAUUCUAAAGUAUCUUAAAGGAUCUAUAGGGAAAGGAUUAUUCUUUAGAAAAAAUGAAACAAGAAGCAUUGAAGGGUUCACGGAUGCUAACUGGGCAAGUACCAUAGAUGAUCAAAGAUCAACUUCAGGCUAUUGCACCUUUGUGUGGGGUAACUUAGCUACUUGGAGGAAUAAGAAGCAAACAAUAGUAACUAGAAGUAGUGCAGAGGCGGAAUUUCAUGCUAUUGCUCAUGAUAUGUGUGAACUACCAUGGCUUAAACAACUUCUGCAAGAAAUUAAUGUGAAGGAGGAGAUGUCAAUGAAGAUGUCUUGUGACAAUAAGGUGACCAUCAACAUAUCACACAACCCAAUUCAUCGUGAUUGA